CCCAGUCUAACCCAGUCCAGACAACCGGCUUCCAGCUGGGGCUGGGGAAAGGGGGUGGAGAGGUGCGCCCCCCCCACGCCCCUUAGGGGUGGGGGGCGCGGGCUCAGAGUUUCAGGGACCCAGGAAUGCCCCCCCCCGCCAUCCCCCUCGGCAGGCGGGGGGAGGGCUCAGCCGGGAGUUUGGCAAACUCCUCCCCGCGUUGAGUCAUUCGCCUCUGGGAGGUUUAGGAAGCGGCUCCGGGUCGGUGGCCCCAGGACAGGGAAGAGCGGGCGCUAUGGGGAGCCGGACGCCAGCGUCCCCUCUCCACGCCGUGCAGCGGCGCUGGGGCCCCCGGCGCCGACUCUCGCUGCUGCCGCUGCUGUUGCUGCUGCUGCUGCUGCCGCCGCCACCCAGGGUCGGGGGCUUCAACUUGGAAGCUGAGGCCCCAGCGGUGCUCUCGGGGGCCCCGGGCUCCUUCUUCGGAUUCUCAGUGGAGUUUUACCGGCCGGGAACAGAGGGGGUCAGCGUGCUGGUGGGAGCGCCCAAGGCUAACACCAGCCAGCCAGGAGUGCUGCAGGGUGGUGCUGUCUACCUCUGUCCUUGGGGCACCAGACACACAAACUGCACCCCCAUUGAAUUUGACCGCAAAGGCUCUCGGCUCCUGGAGUCCUCACUGUCCAGCUCAGAGGGAGAGGAGCCUGUGGAGUACAAGUCCUUGCAGUGGUUCGGGGCAACAGUUCGAGCCCACGGCUCCUCCAUCUUGGCAUGCGCUCCACUGUACAGCUGGCGCACAGAGAAGGAGCCACUGAGCGACCCCGUGGGCACCUGCUACCUCUCCACAGAUAACUUCACCCGAAUUCUGGAGUAUGCACCUUGCCGCUCAGAUUUCAGCUGGGCAGCAGGACAGGGUUACUGCCAAGGAGGCUUCAGUGCCGAGUUCACCAAGACUGGCCGUGUGGUUUUAGGUGGACCAGGAAGCUAUUUCUGGCAAGGCCAGAUCCUGUCUGCCACUCAGGAGCAGAUUGCAGAAUCGUAUUACCCCGAGUACCUGAUCAACCUGGUUCAAGGGCAGCUGCAGACUCGUCAGGCCAGUUCCAUCUAUGACGACAGCUACCUAGGAUAUUCCGUGGCCGUGGGUGAAUUCAGUGGUGACGACACAGAAGACUUUGUUGCUGGUGUGCCCAAAGGAAACCUCACUUACGGCUAUGUCACCAUCCUUAAUGGCUCAGACAUCCGAUCCCUCUACAACUUCUCAGGAGAACAGAUGGCCUCCUACUUCGGCUAUGCAGUGGCUGCCACAGACGUCAAUGGGGACGGGCUGGAUGACUUGCUGGUGGGGGCACCCCUGCUCAUGGAGCGGACCCCUGAUGGGAGGCCUCAGGAGGUGGGCAGGGUCUACGUCUACCUACAGCACCCAGCUGGCAUAGAGCCCAUGCCCACUCUUACCCUCACUGGCCAUGAUGAGUUUGGCCGAUUUGGCAGCUCCUUGACCCCCCUGGGGGAUCUGGACCAGGAUGGCUACAAUGAUGUGGCCAUCGGGGCUCCUUUUGGUGGGGAGACUCAGCAGGGAGUAGUGUUUGUAUUCCCUGGGGGCCCAGGAGGGCUGGGCUCUAAGCCUUCCCAGGUUCUGCAGCCCCUGUGGGCAGCCAGCCACACCCCAGAUUUCUUUGGUUCUGCCCUUCGAGGAGGUCGGGACCUGGAUGGCAACGGAUAUCCUGAUCUGAUUGUGGGGUCCUUUGGUGUAGACAAGGCCGUGGUAUACAGGGGCCGCCCCAUCGUGUCUGCCAGUGCCUCCCUCACCAUCUUCCCUGCCAUGUUCAACCCGGAGGAGCGCAGCUGCAGCUUAGAGGGGAACCCUGUGUCCUGCAUCAACCUUAGCUUCUGCCUCAAUGCUUCUGGAAAACACGUCCCUGACUCCAUUGGCUUCACAGUGGAACUUCAGCUGGACUGGCAGAAGCAGAAGGGAGGGGUACGGCGGGCACUGUUCCUGGCCUCCAGGCAGGCAACCCUGACCCAGACCCUGCUCAUCCAGAACGGGGCUCGAGACGAUUGCAGAGAGAUGAAGAUCUACCUCCGGAACGAGUCAGAAUUUCGAGACAAACUCUCCCCAAUUCACAUCGCUCUCAACUUCUCCUUGGACCCCCAAGCCCCGGUGGACAGCCACGGCCUCAGGCCAGCUCUACAUUAUCAGAGCAAGAGCCGGAUAGAGGACAAGGCCCAGAUCCUGCUGGACUGUGGAGAAGACAACAUCUGUGUGCCUGACCUGCAGCUGGAAGUAUUUGGGGAGCAGCGCCAUGUGUACCUGGGUGACAAGAACGCCCUGAACCUCACUUUCCACGCCCAGAAUGUGGGUGAGGGCGGUGCCUAUGAGGCUGAGCUUCGGGUCACGGCCCCUCCAGAGGCUGAGUACUCAGGACUCGUCAGACACCCAGGGAACUUCUCCAGCCUGAGCUGUGACUACUUUGCUGUGAACGAGAGCCGCCUGCUGGUGUGUGACCUGGGCAACCCCAUGAAGGCAGGAGCCAGUCUGUGGGGUGGACUUCGGUUCACAGUCCCCCAUCUCCGGGACACUAAGAAAACCAUCCAGUUUGACUUCCAGAUCCUCAGCAAGAAUCUCAACAACUCACAAAGCGACGUGGUUUCCUUCCGGCUCUCCGUGGAGGCUAAGGCCCAGGUCACCCUGAACGGUGUCUCCAAGCCUGAGGCAGUGCUAUUCCCAGUAAGCGAGUGGCACCCCCGAGACCGGCCGCAGAAGGAGGAAGACGUGGGACCCGCUGUCCACCAUGUCUACGAGCUCAUCAACCAGGGCCCCAGCUCCAUCAGCCAGGGCGUGCUGGAGCUCAGCUGUCCCCAGGCUCUGGAAGGUCAACAGCUCCUGUAUGUGACCAAAUUUACAGGACUCAACUGCACCCCCAGUCACCCCAUUAACCCAAAGGACCUGGAGUUGGUUCCCGAGGGUUCCCUGCACCACCAGCAGAAACGGGAAGCUCCAAGCCGCAGCUCGGCUUCCUCGGGACCUCAGAUCCUGAAAUGUCCGGAGGCCGAGUGUCUCAGGCUGCGCUGCGAGCUGGGGCCCCUGCACCAACAAGAGAGCAAAAGUCUGCAGUUGCAUUUCCGAGUCUGGGCCAAGACCUUCUUGCAGAGGAAGCACCAGCCAUUCAGCCUGCAGUGUGAGGCUGUGUACAAAGCCCUGAAGAUGCCCUAUCGAAUCCUGCCUCGGCAGCUGCCCCAAAAGGAACGUCAGGUGGCCACAGCUGUGCAGUGGACCAAGGCAGAAGGCAGCUAUGGCGUCCCACUGUGGAUCAUUAUCCUAGCCAUCCUCUUUGGCCUCCUGCUCCUGGGUCUCCUCAUCUACAUCCUCUACAAGCUCGGAUUCUUCAAACGCUCCCUCCCAUACGGCACUGCCAUGGAAAAAGCUCAGCUCAAGCCUCCAGCCACCUCUGAUGCCUGAGUCCUUCUAAUCUCAGACUCCCAAUCCUGAAGACCAGUCCCCCGACCCUCAUUCUACUGAAAGGGAGGGGAUUGGGUACUUCCUGAAGGUGCUGAGGGCCAGGGAGAAGCUCCUCUCCCCAGCCCAGAGACAUACUUGAAGGGCCAGAGCCAGGGGGGUGAGGAUCUGGGGAUCCCUCCCCCCCAUGCACUGUGAAGGACCCUUGUUUACACAUACCCUCUUCAUGGAUGGGGGAACUCAGAUCAUCCAGGGACAGAGGCCCCAGCCUCCCUGAAGCCUUUGCAUUUUGGAGAGAAUUUCCUGAAACAACUUGCAGAGCUAACUAGGAAUCCAUUCGCAGUUCUUUGGGCCAGACAUGCCACAAGGAACUCCUGUCCAGCUCCAACCUGCAAAGAUCUGUCCUCAGCCUUGCCAGAGAUCCAAAAGAAGCUAAGAACUUAGAACUUGGAGACUAAGACCUGGCAGCUCUGGACAGCCCCACCCUGGUGGGCCAACAAGGAACACUAACUAUGGAUGGUGCCCCAGGACCAGCUCAGGACAGAUGCCACACAAGGAUAGAUGCUGGCCCAGAACCCAGCUCCAAGAGGAAUCCGAACUCUAAUGGGGCCAGAUCCAGCCUGUGGUCUGGAGUUGAUCUGGAACCCAGACUCAGACAUUGGCAACCUAACCCCAGCAGAUCCAGGACUGUAUUUGGGCCUGCUCCAGACCUGAUCCUGGAGGCCCAGUUCACCCUGAUUUAGGAGAAGCCAGGAAUUGCCCAGGACCAUGAAGGAGCCAUGAUGGCAACAGAUCUGGAACCUCAGCCUGGCCAGACACAGGCCCUCCCUGUUCCCCAGAGAAAGGGGAGCCCACUGUCCUGGGCCUGCAGAAUUUGGGUUCUGCCUGCCAGCUGCACUGAUGCUGCCCCUCCUCUCUCUGCCCAACCCUUCCCUCACCUUGGCGCCAGACACCCAGGACUUAUUUAAACUCUGUUGCAAGUGCAAUAAAUCUGACCCAGUGCCCCCACUGACCAGAACUAGA
This is a messenger RNA of Saimiri boliviensis boliviensis (Bolivian squirrel monkey), 4450 nucleotides long. It is a transcript of the gene ITGA5, whose product is annotated as integrin subunit alpha 5. Gene Ontology annotation, molecular function: integrin binding. Gene Ontology annotation, biological process: integrin-mediated signaling pathway; cell-cell adhesion; angiogenesis. Lineage: Eukaryota; Metazoa; Chordata; Mammalia; Primates; Cebidae. Gene Ontology annotation, cellular component: integrin complex; external side of plasma membrane. The record is from RefSeq and is a predicted model, not a curated record.